CCCUCUGUCUCUCCAUAUAACUACCUGACCGAAAACCCUAGGAGUUGGGUUUUUUCUCUCUACCCCCACCCGCGCCCGUUCCCACCCAAAUUCCCAUCAAAACCCUCCAAAUCCCCAAUUCAAACGCACAAACCCUAGCCCAAUUGCACCCACAAAGAUCAAUGGAGGUGAUCGAACAAAGCAAAGAGAUGAUGGAGCUCGACCCUAAAACCAGCAGCAACAACGUUAUGUGUCAGUUAACGGACCCAGAGGGGCAGCCUCUCGGAGCUCCGUUAUACCUCCCUCAAUCCGCAGGCCCGCCCCAGCUUCAACAGCUUGUCAACCAGCUUCUCUGCAAUGAGGAAAGGUUGCCUUAUGCAUUUUACAUAUCAGAUCAGGAGCUUGUUGUUCAGCUUGGCAGUUACCUUCAGAAGAACAAAGUAUCGGUGGAGAAGGUACUUUGUAUUGUGUACCAACCUCAAGCAAUCUUCAGAAUUCGUCCUGUCAAUCGAUGCUCUGCAACUAUUGCAGGUCAUACAGAAGCUGUACUUUCUGUUUCCUUCAGCCCUGAUGGUAAGCACUUGGCCAGCGGCUCUGGAGAUACCACAGUUCGAUUAUGGGAUCUUACUACACAGACACCUUUGUUCACAUGCACAGGACAUAAAAAUUGGGUUCUGUAUAUUGCAUGGUCGCCGGAUGGCAAACAUCUAGCGAGUGGUAGCAAAUCUGGGGAACUUUUAACAUGGGAUCCACAAACUGGGAAGCUGUCUGGCAAGCCUCUUAUGGGUCACAAGAAGUGGAUUACUGGUAUUUCUUGGGAGCCCAUACAUUUGACAGCUCCAUGUCGUCGUUUUGUUAGUUCCAGUAAGGAUGGUGAUGCUCGUAUCUGGGAUACUACAUUGAGAAGGUGCCUUCAUUGCCUUAGUGGUCACACCAAGACCGUCACCUGUGUGAAGUGGGGUGGUGAUGGAAUGAUAUACACAGGCUCACAGGACUGCACAAUCAAAAUAUGGACUUCCGAAGGAAAGUUGAUCCGUGAGUUGAAGAAUCAUGCACAUUGGGUGAAUUCACUUGCUUUAAGCACCGAAUAUACUCUUCGUACUGGCGCAUUUGAUCAUACUGGACGGACAUAUUCAUCCCCGGAAGAAAUGAAAGAGGCAGCUCUUGCAAAAUACAACAAAAUGAAAGGCAAUGCUCCUGAAAGACUGGUCUCCGGGUCUGAUGAUUUUCAUUUGUAUUUGUGGGAACCUCUCACUAGCAAGCAGCCGAAGGCUCAUUUAACUGGCCACCAACAGCUUGUAAACCAUGUGUACUUCUCCCCAGAUGGGCAAUGGGUGGCAAGUGCUUCAUUUGAUAAAUCUGUUAAGCUGUGGAAUGGGAUUACAGGGAAUUUUGUUGCAUCUUUCAGAGGUCAUGUUGGUCCUGUAUAUCAAAUCAGCUGGUCUGCUGAUAGCAGGCUUCUAUUAAGUGGAAGCAAGGAUUCCACAUUAAAGGUAUGGGAUAUCCGAACAAAAAAACUUAAACAAGACCUUCCUGGCCAUGCAGAUGAGGUGUUUGCUGUGGAUUGGAGUCCUGAUGGUGAGAAAGUAGCAUCUGGAGGCAAGGAUAGGGUGCUUAAGUUAUGGAUGAACUAGCUAUUCUGCCCGAUCAAAUGCUAAGCGCACGAAAAUUCCAAGUUGUCUACAUUCCUAUAAUCAGCAGGGGCUAGUGGCAAGCCAAGUGCUGAAAGUAGGAUUGGUUGAGCGAACGCUGGAGUAUAUUAUGUUCAAGUAACUCGCCAUCAGAUGGGAGUGCUCUUUGGAGUAUUUUUGUAUGCUAGAGGAAAAAAUCGAAGUAUUUAUUUGCAAACACAUGUUUGGGGAUCAGAUUAUUGAUGCUUUUCUUUUGUACGUCUACAUUUUUUGGAGUUGGAAAAAUCAAUUUUCAUCUAGGAAUGUUUUCCUUUUGAAGCAUUUUAUGUAAUAUAUGUUGGCAAAAUGCCCGAUGUUGUGCAGGUUCUUCAGCGCAAGCUCUUUGCAUUAGCUUUUAGUAUGACACUCAUUAAGUAUUUGAUUCCAAUAAAUCUAAUUAUGAUUAUCGUA
Molecule: messenger RNA, 2060 nt
Organism: Asparagus officinalis (garden asparagus)
Lineage: Eukaryota; Viridiplantae; Streptophyta; Magnoliopsida; Asparagales; Asparagaceae
Product: notchless protein homolog
Exons: 14
Coding region: 162-1613 (483 amino acids)
Biological process (GO): ribosomal large subunit assembly
Cellular component (GO): nucleolus
Molecular function (GO): protein binding
Source: RefSeq, a predicted model, not a curated record